UCCUCUCUCAGGAAAAUAGUCACAUAUUCUCCAGUCUUUAUUCCUGGAACCAUUUUGGUAAACCUCUUCUACACUCCGUCUAAAGCCCAAACUCAUACUGGGCAUUUAUGAAAGCUGUGAAUCGUGAGGGUCCGUAGAUUCAUGGUUAUUUUGAGAGGAAAAUCCGAGAUGGGAAUGGGUGUGUUUUUCACACGUGAAAGAAAAGGGUUUCCAUGGUUACAGCUCACCAGCGAUGACCGCCCGGACCUAAUUCAAUGUGACACCUGCUCCACAAUCAUUCCGUCCGGUGCGGAGUCUGCUCAUUUCAUUGAAUGUUGGAGCUGAUCCCCGGGACGAGAUCGGGCCGCAAGCGGCACUGGGGCCUGGCCCUCCUCGGAGCUGUCAGCGGAGCUGGUCUCGCACUGACCCUGGGCGCCGCUCCAUUUGUGGCCCCGGCUCUGAGGAGGGUCUGUCUCCCCUUCGUCCCUGCCAGCCCGGCCCAGGUGGAGACGGUGCUACAGAUGCUGAAAGGCCGCAGGGGAAAGCUGGUGGAUAUCGGCAGCGGGGACGGCAGGAUCGUAAUUGCAGCAGCAAAGCAAGGGUUUCGAGCUGUGGGUUAUGAGCUGAAUCCUUGGUUGGUUUGGUAUUCUAGAUACAAAGCAUGGCAGGAAGGAGUGCACCACAGUACCAGAUUUUACAUCUCUGACUUAUGGAAGGUUGAUUUCUCAGAAUAUAGUAAUGUUGUCAUAUUUGGAGUUCCUCAAAUGAUGAAGUCCUUGGAGGAGAAACUUCAGAGGGAGCUGACGAGCAAUGCUAGAGUCGUAGCCUGUCGUUUUCCAUUUCCUAGCUGGAUGGCUGUUUGUGAAUCUGGAAAGGGAACUGAUACAGCAUGGUUGUAUAAUGCAAAGUCAUUUAAAACCCCAUCAAAAAAAUUGUAGAAAUAAUUGAACGGUCAAAGCAGGCAUAAUCUUCAUUUACUGCAGAGUGAUUACAGAACUGUCUUCAAGAAUUAAAUAAUGGAACAUUUUUGGAUGUGAUCUAAUCAGUUUGGGGUUGCAGCAUGGCUUUUAAGCCAAUAGUUUGUUUUCCCCAACAGUUGAGUAAGCAAAUACUGAAUUUCUGUGUUUUUUAAAAAAAAAAUGAUUCUCUGCUUUAUCAGAUUCAGAUUGUAAAAACACAAUUUUAAGUGAACUGUGUAUAGGUCUGAUAUUUAAAACAAGACCAGAAAUGUUACUAAUUAAAUCUUUAAUUGUCUGAUUUGUUGACAUAUUAAAAUACUGUCAGCAGCA
Molecule: messenger RNA, 1268 nt
Organism: Stegostoma tigrinum
Lineage: Eukaryota; Metazoa; Chordata; Chondrichthyes; Orectolobiformes; Stegostomatidae
Gene: atpsckmt
Product: fATP synthase c subunit lysine N-methyltransferase
Exons: 4
Coding region: 312-917 (201 amino acids)
Biological process (GO): regulation of mitochondrial ATP synthesis coupled proton transport; positive regulation of proton-transporting ATP synthase activity, rotational mechanism; peptidyl-lysine trimethylation
Cellular component (GO): mitochondrion
Molecular function (GO): protein-lysine N-methyltransferase activity
Source: RefSeq, a predicted model, not a curated record